This is a messenger RNA of Camelus dromedarius (Arabian camel), 828 nucleotides long. It is a transcript of the gene C7H7orf78, whose product is annotated as chromosome 7 C7orf78 homolog. NCBI's taxonomy places the organism in Eukaryota, Metazoa, Chordata, Mammalia, Artiodactyla, Camelidae. The record is from RefSeq and is a predicted model, not a curated record.
UUUCAGAGAUCACCCAGGCCCAUAGGGAUAAUAUUUGAUGCACCAUUACUACAGUGGCAUAUCUUCCACCGAUGUCUACAUCUGUUGCAGAUUCUGACAUGGGAAAAUGCCCUUGAGAUCCAGAAAGGCAGGAGAGGCAGGGAUAUUGCAGAAGAGACAGUGUUCAACCUAAGAUCACAACCCCAAAUAGAAAAAAAUGUCCUGCAGCCACCACAAUCUGAAAUAAAAGUCAAAAUGUGGGAAAUAAAGCCUCCUGAUUUUAGUUAAAAACUGUAUACAUCUUUGAGACUUCCAGAAAAACCAUCAAGGACCAUUAAGGAAGGAGAAAGGAGAAUAAAAAGCAGUUUCCCAGGAACAGUGAUUGACCUGCCCAGCUUAAGGAAUCAUCCCAAGAAGGCCGUAUCUCCUAAAUUUAUAACUACAUUUCCACAGCUGGAUUCACGUAAGGUGAAGUUCAUGUUUGUGGAGAGUGGAAAAUAUCCAAAUGGUGUAUACCUCAGUCCAAAACCACAUGACUUUCGACAGUACCAAUGUAAUCUGCCAAAUUUCUAGACAACUUAUGAAAAGGACCCUUUUGGAUUAAAAUUCAAGUCAUGACACUUAAGUACAGUACAUGGGUGUCCGUUGCUGAAAUAUGGCCAACAGAAGAACAGUGCAGAGAUUUAUCACCUACAAGCCUCAUGAAAACUGUGGGAUUCAAAGCUAAUUUUACCCAAAGCGCUGUGGCCAGUUAAAUCUACUUCAUAUACGAGACACAGAAGUGCCUUUAUCGACCAUGUGGAAGAAAAGUUUACUAAGACGUGCAAGAACAGUGGGCAAAAAUUCUAA